GCUUCUCUACUACUGGCUGGUUUUCUCGGGCCGGUUGGUAAUGUCGCGCUGCGUAGUAGGAGCCGGAGGAGCAGGACACAGUCGGGGGCGGCACCGAGUGAGCUUGGUGAGGCCGGGCCGGGGUCACUGUGCGGCGGUGUCCGUGCCCGCCUGAGCCGCGGCCUGUCCGCUGUGUUACUGUGUCUGCCCCCUGUCACUCCACGGCUUGUGCACAGCUCGCAGCUAUCCAUACUACGCUACACAUCGUCAGGGUGUUUAAUAGUAGCUCUGUCUCCGCGCAGGAGUUGCAGCGUGCUGUGUGACUGCAUAGACGGUAAUUUCGUCUAGCAGCUAUGUCAGUAUGUGAUGAUCUUUUACUAUGCAACUUUCCUAAGUGCCGGGUAAAGUUGUCUGGCCGUGCCUGGGUCACUGCUUGCUCACAUAUUUUUUGUGACCAGCAUGGAAGUGGAGACUUCAGCCGAUCUCCUGCUGUUUGCCCAGCCUGUAAUAGCACACUCUCCAGUAAGCUGGAUGUUGUGCGUACUGAGCUGAGCCCUUCAGAAGAACAUAAAGCUAUGAUGCUGGCUGGUCUACGCCCUGAGAUUAUUCUAGAUAUCUGCUCUCGUGCAUUGACAUUCUGGACCUAUCAGGUAUACCAGGAGCGUUUGUACCAGGAGUACACCUACAGCAAAGCAGAAGGCCAUCUGAAGCAGGUGGAAAAACUGUAUGCACACCAAGUACAAAGCAAGGACUCAGAGUUAGUCGCCAUGAAAGAGGAGGUGAACUCUUUGAAGAAAGUCCUAGAGGAAUACAAGAGAAAAUACAGUGAACUCUCAGAGAAACUGAUGGAACGAAACCGGCAGUAUCAUAAGCUGCAGGGAAUGUAUGACGGGUUGAGACUUCGCAAUAUUGCUAUGGCCAACCGAGAGACAAAUGGAGAGCGAGCUCCGCAUGAUCAGUUUGGGGCCUUUGGAAUCUCUAUGGGAAACAAGUUCCCAGCUGCUAGAACACCCCCUCUAAGAUCAAAUGAUGGCAAUUUGUAUGCACAAACAUUCUUCUGCACGUCCCCCUUUGAUGAUGCUGGAAACACCACCAAUGCAUCCCCUCGAAAUAAAACAGACCAGCAGAACUUGCCUUUAAGGGGUUUCAAAGUUAACAGGAUGUAAACUGCUGCAAAGUUUUGGAAUUAACACAUUUUCAAUACCAGCUUGGAGCAUAUAAACAUAUAUAUAUAUAUAUAUAUAUACCAGCUGAGUACAGUAACUAGUGCCAUUAACUAUUCAGAUAACUAGACAGAAUGGGCAUAGAUCUGUUCAUUAAAGUGUAUCAUCUACAACACUGAUGUAGGUGAACCCUCAGUGAAUAUGAGGGCCCUGACUAGUUUAGACCCUUGAACUACUGGUUAAUAAUUAUCCUCAUGUCACUGUUGAACCAUUUAUAAACAGCCAUUGUGGAAAAGUCAUCUCUCCUAUUAGUCACUUAUAAAUUGCUGGCAAAUAUUACCUGUUAGCUCCAUCACCCAAUCAACCAUCUCUGUACCUAUUGACCAUUACACAUUGUAAGGGAAUUUGAAAGGGAAACUCUGUGAAGACACUUGGACAUCUUUGUAGCGAUAGGCAAGUCAGAAGGCCUAAAUAAGGUUCUGUUUAGGCUCCAGAAGGUUGUAUUGGUUUACAACAAAAAACUAGGAACAUGUUUGAACUACUGUUGAAGAAUGUACUUGUAGUAUACUUCUAUUGGGGAAACUAGGUAAAGAUAGUUUUGUGUAUGGUAAUGGGGUUGUCUUAUAUUUCUGAAAGUAAACUUUGGAAGAAUUAUUUUGUCCUGUUUUUCUAUAGAUUAAAAAUAAAAUAAAAAAUAUUGUUACUUC
Pseudophryne corroboree (corroboree frog) is the source of this 1849-nucleotide messenger RNA. RefSeq names its product cyclin B1 interacting protein 1 (gene CCNB1IP1). The record is from RefSeq and is a predicted model, not a curated record. The coding region runs from base 333 to 1145 and encodes 270 amino acids. Gene Ontology annotation, biological process: reciprocal meiotic recombination. Gene Ontology annotation, cellular component: synaptonemal complex. Gene Ontology annotation, molecular function: ubiquitin protein ligase activity. NCBI's taxonomy places the organism in Eukaryota, Metazoa, Chordata, Amphibia, Anura, Myobatrachidae. The transcript has 4 exons.